This is a messenger RNA of Juglans microcarpa x Juglans regia, 470 nucleotides long. Its product is annotated as hydrophobic protein LTI6B-like. The transcript is spliced from 3 exons. NCBI's taxonomy places the organism in Eukaryota, Viridiplantae, Streptophyta, Magnoliopsida, Fagales, Juglandaceae. Bases 88 to 261 code for a protein of 57 amino acids. The record is from RefSeq and is a predicted model, not a curated record. Gene Ontology annotation, cellular component: membrane.
UACUAUCUUUCUCACACAAUUAAGACCCUCUCUUUGUGCCGUUCACAAACUCAAAAAGGCUCUUCAACUUUCGCUUCGAAGAAAAAUAUGGCGGACGAAGGCACGGCUACUUGCAUAGACAUCCUCCUGGCAAUCAUCUUGCCUCCUCUUGGUGUCUUUCUCAAGUUUGGUUGCCAGGUGGAGUUUUGGAUCUGUUUGUUACUGACCAUCUUGGGCUAUCUCCCUGGGAUUAUUUAUGCUGUCUACGCCAUCACCAAGUAGUGAACUUUAUUAUUUUGUGGAGGUCGACUGAAGCGCAUCUGUCUUUUGGUCUCUGAUUUGGAGCUUUUCCAUAGGCUAUAGCUUUUGGGAGGACAGCUAUCAAGUGUUGACUUAUUUUUUUUUUUCUUUUUGGUUUUUCCUUUUCAUCGUUUAUUUAUGUGCUGUGAAGAAAAAGAUUGAUUGUGACAACGAAAAUAUUCUUAAUUUAA